Messenger RNA from Strigops habroptila (Kakapo), 1646 nucleotides. RefSeq names its product E3 ubiquitin-protein ligase RNF213-like. Bases 567 to 1007 code for a protein of 146 amino acids. The record is from RefSeq and is a predicted model, not a curated record. The transcript has 5 exons. Lineage: Eukaryota; Metazoa; Chordata; Aves; Psittaciformes; Psittacidae.
AAGCAGAUCUUUACAGUAAAAAGUCAGGCAAAGAAAGAGCCAAGUAUCACAGUGAGAACCUUUUCUAUAUCCUUUUUCAGUAGGUCCCCUUCCCUGUUGAGGAGUGAGCCCAGUUUUUAUCUGGUCUUCCUUUUGCUAUUGAGGUAAUGAUGUAGAAGCUCUUCUUGUUGGCCUUCACAUCCCUCAGCAGUUUCAACUGCAGAUGAGUUUUGUCUUUCCUAACUCGAUCCUUGCACUCCCAAGCAAUGUCUCUAUGUUCCGCUUGGGUAGACGGUCCCUACUUCUUCCUCCCCUAUAUCUUUUACACUGUCAUUGCCACCAGCCCUGCAGCCAAGACAGGGGUAGCUGUGUCUUACUGCAUGGUCAUGGGUUUUCCGAUCAGCCUGUGCCGAGUGAUACUUCGUGUUUUCAUAUCCACUUACUUGCUUUCCAGACGACUUCAUUCUUUGAGCUGAACAGAAUGAAGACCCUGAAGUACACAAAAACAGAAGUGAGAGAACAGCUGCAUCAGGAAUCAAUAAAUGUGAACAUGCUGAAAUGGGUCAUCGAAGAAGCCUGAUCAGUGAAUGCUAUUUCCCAAACACCUGACACACUUGAAACCGGCUGCUGAGUUCCUGGCUGUGACUGGUGGGUACUCAGACCGCCGGUUGUCUGAAUACGUAAAAAAUGAGCUGAAGAGGGAUGCAAGCGCAGAACAGUUCAGAGACAUAUUGGGAGUAGCAAACAGACCGCUGAAGCACAUCCUGUCUCUGUGGCAAACAUUGUCAGCAAAGAGAUCUAUACUGCUGGUGCAGAUGAACCAGAAUCCUUUCUGCCUGGUUUCUGAGCAGUACCAUGAGGAAUUGAGUGAAGAGAAGAAAGCAGCUCUGACUACUGCACUCUCUGCAGUUAACCUGGAUUUGUUCCUUAUUGAGCUCCAUGAGAUGAUCAUUGUGCGCCUGGACAGCUUUGAUCCACAGUGGGGGCUAACGGAAACUUUCGAACUUCCUGGGAGACAGGCAAGAUGAUGCCUCCAUUGAAAACCUGACAGGCCGUUUGAGUCCAGACCUUCUACUGAAGAAUGUUGUUUCUGUCUGGAAGACAGCUGUGAGGGCCAGCAAACCUCAUAGCCUUACUAACAUCCAGGAGAGACCAACCUAACCCUUGCUAAGCCCCCUAGGAAUUAACUCACCAGCAUCUUCCCCAAUCCAGUUAUCAAUGCCCUGAGUGCCUUAAUUGUCCUGACCAACCCCACCCAGAAUUUCUUCCUGUGCAUCCAUUAUCCACUGGUCCUGGAGUUCCACUUAAGCUCAGCUUGGGCCUCUGUCCCUGCCUGAGUUAUGCUGUAAGUGUGUUGAUGUACAGCACUGUGCCCUGACAGUCCUGAUUUGUUCACUAGUCUUCCUGCAUUGACCUCGGACCGGUGUCAUCACGUCACUUUGUUUGAUGAUCACUGGCCAGUCAAUAGAAUCUGGUUCUGACCAGGUUCUGUGGGACUGUGCCUGGUCAGUGGGUACACUGUCCUGCCUCUGCUGGGGUCACCCUCUUCUUCCAGCUCAUUUUCCUGUAUGGAACAGACCCACAACUGCCAUUCUAUGACAAAAAUGCACCCACGAACCAUACAGCUUGUUGCGAAUUUAUUGCAUCCAAGUUUCAGAGCAGGUUAC